AUGCCAGUGGUGGUGAUAGCGGAAAGUGCCUUUAGUUUCAAAAAGUUGCUGGAUCAGUGCGAGAACCAGGAACUCGAGGCUCCUGGAGGAAUUGCUACUCCCCCAGUGUAUGGUCAGCUGUUAGCUUUAUAUCUGCUCCACAAUGACAUGAAUAACGCAAGAUAUCUUUGAAAAAGGAUACCACCUGCUAUAAAAUCUGCAAAUUCUGAACGUGGGGGCAUUUGGUCAGUAGGACAAAGAAUUUGGCAUAGAGAUUUCCCUGGGAUCUAUACGACCAUCAACGCACACCAGUGGUCUGAGACAGUCCAGCCAAUCAUGGAAGCACUUAGAGAUGCAACGAGAAGAGCCUUCACUCUGAUCUCUCCAGCCUACACCUCCAUCAGCGAUGAUGAUUUCGAAGCCUUUGUGGGGCUCCCUGUGGAAGAGGCCAUGAAAGGUAUAUUGGAACAAGGAUGGCAAGCGGACUCCACCACAAGAAUGGUUAUGCCCAAAAAGCCAGUUGCAGGGGCCCUGGAUGUGUACUUUAACUGGUUUAUUCCUUUAUCAGAGCCUACCCCAGUGUCCCCGAUCCCCAAUGAACAGCCAUUAGCCAGACUGACGGAUUAUGUGGCUUUCCUCGAAAACUGA
Molecule: messenger RNA, 627 nt
Organism: Leptonychotes weddellii (Weddell seal)
Lineage: Eukaryota; Metazoa; Chordata; Mammalia; Carnivora; Phocidae
Source: RefSeq, a predicted model, not a curated record